Centropristis striata (black sea bass) is the source of this 2198-nucleotide messenger RNA. It is a transcript of the gene fkbp16, whose product is annotated as FKBP prolyl isomerase 16. Gene Ontology annotation, molecular function: protein binding; peptidyl-prolyl cis-trans isomerase activity. The coding region runs from base 196 to 1635 and encodes 479 amino acids. Lineage: Eukaryota; Metazoa; Chordata; Actinopteri; Perciformes; Serranidae. The transcript is spliced from 9 exons. The record is from RefSeq and is a predicted model, not a curated record.
ACAUUCGCUGGCUACUUUUGCCCUCAGAGUUUCCAGCGUGUGUUUAUCAUGUCUUUGAUCUAUUUUCGUCCAAGUUGCACUCCUCCAACUGGAUCUUGAGUCUAGUGGGCAGACAUUUGUUCACAACAGAACUACUAACCUGCACCUAAGUGGAACAUUGGCUCAGACAAGGAGGAUCAUCUCUUUUGGAGGCUAAUGCAGGUGGUGUCUAUCGCUCUGCGCAGUGAUAUGGAGACGGAGCCAUGUGAAGAGCAUGAAGACCCUGCACUGGAGCCUACAGAGCCCGAGGUAAGGCCCGAUGGUGCCAUUUCUGAGCUUGCUGAUGGGGACAGUCACACUGAGCUGCCCUGUGGGCCUGCAGAGGAGGACAAGGAGCUGAGUGGGAAAGAAAUGGCUGAAACAGAGAGCUGUGCAGGAGAGAGUAAAAGCACAGAGAUAAAACCCCCCUCUGAUCCUGAGCAAAGUGGAGAUGGAGAAUGCAAGGAGCGGAGGAAAUUGAAAAAAACAAACAGCUGGAAGAUGGUGCGAUUUCAAGACCCAUCAAUAGAGGAUGACGUGUCGGAGAGAGACAGCUCAGCAGAGAGUCUCUUUCCGGAGUAUGCGAUGGUGGAGUGGACUUGCUCCACCUUCGAGGAGCUGUUCAUGGCAGAUGACUGGCAAAACAUCACAGAGGACCGGCUGUUAAGGAAGAAGCUGGUAGAGACCGGGGCCCCGUGCGCCUUGAGUCCCACCUGGGGCCAGGAAGUCACUGUGAAGAUGCAAUGUGUCCUGGAGGACCGCACUGUGGUAGAGAAAGACUGCAAGCUCGUCUUUGUUAUUGGAGAAGGAGAUGUAAACCAGGCCCUGGAGGAGUGUGUCAUGUCCAUGCAGAAGGGCGAGAUCACGUUACUGCUGGCAGAUUCACUGUAUGCCUAUGGACUUCUCGGAAGAGAGCCUGAUAUUCCAGCCUGGGCUCCUCUGCUCUACCAGCUCCAGCUGCUGGACACCAGAGACAAACCGGACCCGUUGACUCUGCCAAUUGCAGACCGCAUCCGCAUCGGCAACCAGAAACGAGAGCGAGGAAACUUUCAUUUCCAGAGGGAGGAAUACAGCAUGGCUGCCAGGGCCUAUUGUAUGGCUCUGGAUGUGCUGACUACACGCAGCAGAGACAGCAACGACGACUCUGUGAAGGUGGCGGAGGAGGAGGAGGUGCAGGACUACCGGGUGAAGUGUAUGAACAACCUGGCCACUGCUCAGUUCAAACUGGAGCAGUAUGACGAGGCGCUGCACACCAGCUGGGACGUUCUGACCCUGGAGCCAAACAAUGUCAAGUCCCUUUUCAGGACGGGAAAGCUCCUGUCAGACAAGGGUGAAUACAAGGAGGCGAUGGAGGUGCUAAAAAGGGCUUUGAAACUGGAGCCAGCCAACAAGGCGAUCCAUGUCGAGUUAUCUAAACUUGUCAGAAGACAAUCAGGAGGCAAAGAAACUCAAGAAUGGAAAGCUAAACCAGCCGAGAUGCUUGGAGAGAAUAUAGCGCCUUUCCUGAUUCCUUCUAAGAAGAAACCAUCUGGAAUUUCCUGGAAGUUUAUACUCGGAGCUCUGGUUGUGGCCUUGGGCAGCUUAGUGACGUCAAUGAUCCUGACGGCAAGAAACUGAAAUCCCUUGCAGGAAGCACUUUCAGAAUCCUAAUCAACACCAUUAUUAUGUGCAGAGUCCCCAGUCGUUUUUAGUUUAUUUAAAAAGAGUUUUAUACUGUGAAGUCAUGAAAGUAUGCAAUACAGCAGCUCCACAGCUUGAAGUUGUAUUUAUGGUAGAAAAACGUUCCACUGAAAGGUGUACAGUAUUUAUAAAAAUGAGGAGCAUCAAAUGAAUUCCAGCAGGGAUUUCUGCUGAUCGAUAAGACAGACGUUCCUAAGUCAUCUUUCCAGUUACGUCUGUUUUAUUUGGAAAAGGGAUUACAUUUCUGUUUGUAAUUUAAAAAAAAAUGGUCCUGGAAAAUAUUCUGGUAUUCCAGAGACUCAAAAAAAAAAGUGGCCCUGAAACUUUUGUAAAGGCUGUAACCCAACUGCAAAAAGUAAUUUUAGUCAACAAGUAACAAUUUUCAAUUCUGAGAAAUAUUUGAAUAUUUGAUUCGUACUCCAAUAAUUGAAGCUGUUGAACUCUGUGAUGUAAUAUUGCUUACACUAAUGCUUAAUAAAAAUGUUUUAAAAAUAAAAUAA